Messenger RNA from Xyrauchen texanus (razorback sucker), 4796 nucleotides. RefSeq names its product complement C1q tumor necrosis factor-related protein 7. NCBI's taxonomy places the organism in Eukaryota, Metazoa, Chordata, Actinopteri, Cypriniformes, Catostomidae. The record is from RefSeq and is a predicted model, not a curated record. Gene Ontology annotation, molecular function: protein binding. The transcript has 4 exons. The coding region runs from base 346 to 1392 and encodes 348 amino acids.
AUCUAACAAACAGACAGUGAUGCAGUCUUUCAGAAUGACAAAACUAAAUGGAGAGGAUAGGGAAAUAAAUAGACAGAUGUAGUUAAGUAUACAGAUAGAAGUAGAGAGACUACAAGAGAGAGGGAUUUUUGACUUUAGGAGGGAGCAGAUGUUGUGUGUUCUGCAAAGAUUCGGGAUGGUCAAGAAACCAGAGCAGAAAAAGGAAGACCAAAGAGAAUAAGAGGCAAAAUUAUUUGAAGUCCAGAAAAUAAGAGACAGCUCAAAACCACAGGCAGAGGACAUCACUGCAAGAAUAAACCAAGACAACGACAACAAUUUGAGAAUUUUCAAAACACUGGUCUCAGAAUGUGGGUGAUUGUGGGCAUGGUCUGUCUCUCUCAGUCCAUUAUGGGUCAGCUACUAGAGGCAAAGUCCAAAGGAGCUUCACCCCAAUUUAUCUGCAGCAUUCCAGGGUUUCCAGGAGCACCGGGAAAGACUGGCCCCCCCGGACCUCGAGGAGAAGACGGACAUGUCGGAAUUCCAGGAAGAGAUGGGAGGGAUGGUCGUAAGGGGGUUAAAGGAGAAAAAGGAGAUCCAGGUCUCGCUCUCCAUUCACAAAUCGGUGCUCGACCACGGCCACACCUCCACAUACCCCCAUCACCCGACUCAGGCUGGGGAUCCAUCCUGCCCGCUACUCACAUUGGUAUCCUUUAUGAGAUGGAGCCACUAGAGCGGGGCGUAGUACGAACAAAUGGUGAAAGCCCAUCUCAGGAGGCAACACCUAAGGGCAUCAGAGGUAGAGUUGGGCCAACUGGAAAGCUUGGGGAGCGUGGAGACAGAGGUUUCCCUGGGAAACGUGGCCCCGAGGGUGAUCCUGGAGAUUCGGGGCCUUCUGGUCCUCUAGGUCCUCUCGGACAGAAGGGAGACAAGGGUCAACGUGGCCCUCCGGGAGCACUGGGCAUCUGCAGGUGUGGAAGUUUAGUUCCCAAAUCUGCCUUCUCUGUAGGCAUCACCAGUAGCUACCCCACUGAGCAAGCACCAAUCAAGUUCAACAAAGUCCUGUUUAAUGAGGGCAGCCACUACAACCCCGAGACGGGUAAAUUCAUCUGUGCAUAUCCAGGAAUCUACUACUUCUCAUAUGACAUCACUCUGGCCAGCAAACACCUGGCAAUUGGAUUGGUCCAGAAUGGACAAUACCGUAUCAAGACGUUUGAUGCCAACACCGGCAACCAUGAUGUGGCAUCUGGCUCAACAGUGAUAUUUUUGAACCCAGAGGAUGAGGUGUGGUUAGAGAUCUUCUACAGGGACCAGAAUGGGCUGUUCGCUGAACCCGGCCGGGCUGACAGUCUCUUCUCUGGGUUUUUACUUUAUGCAGAUACAAAUUAUCUAGAUGCACUGUCAGAAGACUACUAAUAGUAGCAACAAAGACACUCCAAUGCUAAAUUAAAGUUUUCAAAAGAUGUUAAAGUUUUAUUACCUUAUGGCCAAUGACCGAUUUCAUGUCUUAAAGGGGUCAUAUCUUAAGGGAAUCAAAUUUACUAUGAACUCAAAACUCUCUUCACUGUUAAAAAAGUGUAUUUAUCAAAACUAAGCUUCACAAAUGGCUUAUUCUGAAAUCAUUGAGAAAUACAAGUUACACCCACUACAAAUCACUAAUUACAAGUAACUCCCCCUUCAAAAAAACAUUGAAAUACUGAUUUGUCAUAAAAGUUGGCUGCUACAUUCAUACACUAUGUAUGUUUUGUUAUUGGGAAUCCCACAGGAAGCCAACACCUAAACCUAAGCAUAAUCUUAACCCUACUCAUGUAUCUAACUGUAACCACAAAGAUUAAUAAAUGAAAAUUUUGUACAAUUAUAACCAAUCGAAGCAACGUUCUAGUGAUUAAAAGCAUACAGACAUAUCGCUAGGUGGCAGUGGUGAAGAAAAAGCGCUGAAAAUGAUGAGAAGAUUUACUACUGCACUGCAAAAAAUAUAUAUAAAAUAAAAAUAAAACUCUUACUGAGUAUUUUCUCAACUAUUUAUCAGUAAAAUAUCAAAACAUCUUAACAACAAAAAUCAUCCUUGUGAAGCAGAAUUGGUAGUUCUUGUUUUCAGAGAAAUCUGACAAAAUUUUGUGGCGUUUCUUUUUAAGAAAAAAAAAAGAAAAAAACAAUACCAGUGGGGUAAGACAAAAAAAGCUUGUUUCCCAUUUGAAUCAAGUUUUUUUUCUUACCCCACUGGCAAAUAUUUUUUUGUCAUUGUAAGCUUAAACGUUUCUAAAUUUGGUUCAAUUUAUCUGAAAACAAUACAAAAUAUCUUGUUUAAUUUUUCUUCUCUAAAAUCUUGUUUUAACCUCAGGAUUAACCCCCUACAUUUUAAGAAAUUACUGCAAUAAUUAAUCAAUAAUAUUGUAGAUGUUUACUAUUUUAUGAUAAACAUUUAAAAAAAAAAAUUAAUGUCUAAAGUUUAAAAGCAUUCCAUUUCAGUGCUGGGUCCUCAAAUUUCAAGCAAAAAGUCUUAUUUUAUUUCCUUCCAUCACAUUAUACUGAUUUGAAAUGUAGGUGGUGCUCUAAAACAUUUUAGCCCUCACCCAUUGACAGCAAGUCUAUUUUUUUAGUGCUGAAUGCUUUCACACUGUUUUGUUGAAUAUCUUGGCAUUUGAGUGGUCUAGAAGCCCAAUCCGGUGUCACUGGAAGGCAGAAAAUCCCAGCUUUACAAUGAUGUGUAUCAUUUAAUCCUCUAAAUAAAUAUAUAUAUAUAUAUAUAUAUAUAUUUCAUUUAAAUAAUUUAUACAACGUAAACUCUAGGUGGGGCCAAUUUGCGACACAAAUGUUUUCAGGCCUUAUUUUGUUACUUUAUGUAACUAAAUGCAAAAGUUAAGUUCUCUAAAAAGUUCAGAUUCUAAGCUUUCAAAAGAUACCACAAAUGCCUAACUUACGCAUCCCUGGAAUUCAGGGUAUUAAGUGUUAAAACAGCUUGCCAUUUAACGCCUCCCCACAGGCCCGCUGGUGGGCCGUCAGGGUUUAAGAGGUUUUAAGAAUGUUAAAAUAUUUUUAAGUAAACAAGACAAAGCAACACAAGAUAAUGAUUUGUUUGCAGUUUGCGUGUUUAGCAGGCUAAUUGGCUAGCAGUGCGCUAAGAUAAAACAACUCCCACAGUUGGCAUUUUGGAAAACAACCAUGCAUUUAUGCUAUGCUAGAAGGCUUGUGAGAUAACUGGAGAAAAUUUAAAAAUAUAUAUAGAUUAGAUUUAAUAAUGUAAUAUGUGUCAUAUUAUUUCAAAGGUAUUCUUUGUCAUAUUUACAUAAGACAAUAUGAAUCAUACAGCGAUUGCAUAUGACCUUAAAGGUUGUCUCAGGCAAUGUCAUGUAGUUGCGUUUCUUGGGUGGGACUUGGGUUCCUCCCUUUAUACCUGUAUGUCUAGGGGAGGGACAUGCCAAUUUUGUCUGCCAAAUUCUCAUUGGCCUUUUCUCAAGUUCAGAGGUAACCGAGGCCUUCAAGAAAGUCCCCUAGUGUUGCUUCACUCGACACAACAUCGAAGUGAGUGACAGACGGGGAACAUUAUAUUUCUGAUAUCAUAAACCUGAAAAAUUUAAAUGACUAACCACUUUAUAAUAAACUUUAUAAUUUGGUAGAAUCAGAAUAGAUAAGAGUUAACAAUAGUCUGUCAAAUCAUGUGCUGUUCUUGGCUGUGUGUUGCCCCUUUGUCAUACAACAUGCUAAGUUUGUCUUGGCAAACUUUCCCUUUCUAGUUAGGAAUUGAGUAUAUGUCAAAUAUGUUAAAACUACAUCUAAUAUUAAAGAAAUGAAAAGAGUGUAUCUAAAGACCAAUAUAUGUCUAUAUCAUGUCUUGCCAUGUAUAUGUUAGCUCAUGUUAAACAAUGUUUCCUUUAGACCUGUUCAUGCACUGUUUCCAAUCAAGCAAACCCAAAGACUGGAGCAGAAUUUCUCUUGGUUCUGUUUCAUUGUGUUGAAUGAGUCAUUCCAUUCACUGUGUGCCUCUUGUUUUCAGUUUAAUUCUGCAUUUGAGAAUUUAUGUCAUGUCAGAACAGCUCAACCAUCUGGACACAAAUCCUGCAGCUGGAAGGGAAUUUGAUAUCUGUGUGAAAUAUAAACUAUUUUUUGUUUGGAUGUACUGAAUGGUUUCAAGGAAAGAAAACAAUUGCUAUUUGUUUCAAGGCUAAUUUCAAAGUUUUAAUUCAAGUAAACAUGGUGGCAGGACCAAAAUGACCCAUCAUUUUGUACUUUGCGUGUGUGUGUGUGUGUGUGUGUGUGUGUGUGUGUGUGUGUGUGUGUGUGUGUGUGUGUGUGUGUGUGUUUGAGUUGGUUUUUGUGGUUUUCAAGGAAAAAAUUUUAGGUUACACCCCAGUAAUUACAAGGGUAUUAUACAAUAAAUGUGGUUUAUGAGGACACUUCUAGUAUCCUCGUAAUUCAAACGGCUUAAAAAACAUACUAAACAAUGUUUUGUUUUUGUUUUGUUUUUUAUUGCCAAUAGGUUUCUAUGAGGGUUAGGCUUAGCGCAGGGCUGGACUGGACUGGCCAUCGGAAGAACCGAGCAGGCUGGUGGGUCGGCCACAGAAUGGGUCGAAUUGGCCACGAUAAGCUAAAAUUAGCCGCCGUGUUUUGCAGAACGGACUACAAAACGGCGCAGGGAUAUGCAGAUUCUCAUUGCCUUGGUUGAUUUAUUUAUUUGUAUAUGAAGAACAGAUUCUUUAUGAAAAGAUGUAACUGUUCUUGAAGUUACCGUAAUUUCCGGACUAUAAGCCGCAACUUUUUUCCCACGCUUUGAACCUCGCGGCUUAAACAACGAUGCGGCUAAUAUAUGGAUUUUUCCGCUU